AAAAAAAAUGAAAAGUUUGGCAAGUGCAGGUGUACUAUAUGUAGAGACCUGCUUAUACAAGUACCAGUGGCCAGUUCUUGACGAUUCUGAUAUGAUGCCAUUACCAUUGGAUCGCCAAUGCCAUCUGAACCACAACUUAAUGACAUGAAGUAUACUAGAGAGUUCAAGAACGGAUACUUGAAAACCCAUAAACAGAUGAAUUGGAAAGUUUGUUAUGACAAAGGAUUGGCUGAAGGUUAUUUUUCAAGAUACAAGAACUACAAAACACUGAAGAGCACAUUUAACGAACUUAAAAAUAACCAAAUGUCUUAUAUAAUAUUCUACAUUUUAUUGUCAUCAAUAUGAUUUUUCAGAUAUUCUUUCUCAAAAAAAAAUAAUAAAAGCC
This is a messenger RNA of Gilbertella persicaria, 385 nucleotides long. RefSeq lists its product as uncharacterized. The record is from RefSeq and is a predicted model, not a curated record. Bases 118 to 345 code for a protein of 75 amino acids. Lineage: Eukaryota; Fungi; Mucoromycota; Mucoromycetes; Mucorales; Choanephoraceae. The transcript has 2 exons.